Molecule: messenger RNA, 5270 nt
Organism: Tachysurus vachellii
Lineage: Eukaryota; Metazoa; Chordata; Actinopteri; Siluriformes; Bagridae
Gene: prkcbp1l
Product: protein kinase C binding protein 1, like
Exons: 20
Coding region: 1282-4632 (1116 amino acids)
Biological process (GO): regulation of DNA-templated transcription
Molecular function (GO): protein binding
Source: RefSeq, a predicted model, not a curated record
CCAAAGGAGGAAAAACAGGCUUUACUCUCUUUGGUGUUUUGAGCUUUGGCCUGGGCAUGUCACAUGACUGCAGAGCAAACUCAGGCAGCCAUUACUCAUUGCUGAAAUGGCAAACAAAUGGCAGUCAAAUGUUGCACUGCCAGGGAACUUAGGUUGAAGUGGGAGCAAGGCCCUCUUUUCCCCAUUUGCCACCAAUACCCCACCACCACCACAUCCUCCUGAUAGUAAUAGGGAGAAAAUAGGAUUGUAGGAUGGGGGAGGGGAGACUGGUGUAAAUCUUUUGUAAGAUGACUGCCUGGCCCAUUGUCUGUAUGUCUGCUGAGCCUGGCACAGAAACUAGUGGCACAUUACACAGAAGCUGUUGUCAGUGCCCCUUUUCCGCGAAUCUAACAUGUCAAUUCACAUCUAUUAUUGUCUAAUCAUCCAUUCUACAAAAUUCCUGUGUUGUUAUUGUGGACUCUGGACUCAAAUCUGUAAUGCGCAUGCAUUCCAUACAUGUUCUGCUACAUCAUAUCAGUGGAGUUGAUAAUGACCUGCUGUUUUUGAGGAUUGCUGAAAUACAAAAGAAUGCAGGGAAGUAUUAAGUAUUAGUUAUUUCUCCCUGAGCAUGUAAUGAACACCAUGUUCAGCAUCCGUCACAACGAGGCGUAUGAGUGGGUCAGCAAAAAUGACACAUUCUCAUUUUAGCAACUCACAGAACCAUUACAUACUAUAUGAAAAGGGCAGAGAGUCACCAUUAUGUAAAUCAUAUAUACUGUUUAUUAUAUGGACACACUCACAGUACCCUGCCCCAAAAGCAAACAGUUAUGGGGUUUGACUUAGUGAUCCAUCCCUUUUUUUGAAGACAUUGUCCUUAUGUAUGUAGAGGUUGACUGAAUCAUACGUCUUAAGAUAUUUUCUUAAAGCCUUUGUCUUGAUGGUUGGAAGUCAUAAGAGUUCUCAGUACCCAUCUGUUCGUUUUUAGACUUUGGAUAUAUGAUUAAAAUGAGCUUUUGUUAAUGUUUAAAAAAAAAAAAAAAAACUGUCCCUGAUUUAUAAUGAUUAUAGCAUCAGAUAAUGAGGUUAGCUUCCCCAAGGAAUCAGUGCAUUUCUGCUGGUUCUUAUAUGAGAGAAUGAACGAUAAAUAGGCAAUAGAAUGGCACCUACCCCACCGUCCAAUCAGACAAUCUUAUGCAAGUGUCUUGCCGCGCUGAGAGGGAGACAGAACCUGAACAGCACAUAGAAAGGCAUGUUGUGGAAAAUUUCACAACCAUCCUUUGAUUCCAAAGCAAAGGUCAUCAAAUGAAGAAUGUGUCAGUUUUGUUCAUUAACAAAAGCUUGGCUGAGGAGGAAAUCAAGACAGUUUCUUCUGUGGUCGAGGGGAUGGAAGUAUCGGUACCACCAAAAGGACCAGCAGAAGCAACACUGGCUUGUCACAAACGAAAAGCACCCAGUCCCCCUCACUCCUCUAAUGGCCAUUCACCAUCUGACACAUCUCCCAGUGUCAAGAAGAAAAAGAAACCUGGCUUGGCUACUGGCAAUAAUAAGGAUCAGUGUGAGCUAAGACAUGGUCCAUUUUACUAUGUCAAGCAGCCUGCACUCACCGCAGACCCUGUUGAUGUUGUGCCACAGGAUGGGAGGAAUGACUUCUAUUGCUGGAUGUGCCACCGUGAGGGCCAGGUGCUCUGCUGUGAGCUCUGCCCACGUGUGUACCAUGCCAAGUGCCUCAAACUGGCUGCUGAGCCUGAAGGCGACUGGUUCUGUCCAGAAUGUGAGAAAAUAACAUUCGCAGAGUGCAUUGAGACUCAAAGCAAAGCUAUGACAAUGCUGAAUCUGGAACAGCUAUCCUACCUGUUGAAGUUUGCCCUGCAGAAAAUGAAGCAGCCUGGGACAGAGCCAUUUCAGAAACCAGUUUCUCUGGAGCAGCAUCCUGACUACGCAGAGUACAUUUUCAACCCAAUGGACCUGUGCACCUUAGAGAAGAAUAUCAAAAAGAAGAUGUAUGGCUGCACCGAGGCAUUUUUGGCAGAUGUGAAAUGGAUCUUACAUAACUGUAUUAUUUAUAAUGGAGGGAAUCAUAAACUUACUGCAACAGCAAAGGUUAUUGUCAAGAUCUGUGAACAUGAGAUGAAUGAAAUUGAAGUUUGUCCAGAGUGUUACCUGUCAGCUUGCCAAAAGAGAGACAAUUGGUUCUGUGAACCAUGUUCUCACCCCCAUCCACUGGUUUGGGCUAAGCUGAAAGGUUUCCCUUUCUGGCCUGCUAAAGCUCUGAGGGACAAAGAUGGACAGGUAGAUGCUCGCUUCUUUGGCCAACAUGACAGAGCCUGGGUGCCCAUUAACAACUGCUACCUCAUGUCAAAAGAGAUUCCCUUCUCUGUAAAGAAGACUAAGAGCAUCUUCAACAGUGCAAUGCAAGAGAUGGAAGUUUAUGUGGAAAAUGUACGCAAGAAACAUGGCGUGUUUAAUUAUGCCCCAUUCAGAACACCAUAUACACCAAACAACCUGUUCCAGAUGCUGCUGGACCCAAGUAACCCCAAGAAAGGCACAGUCAUGCCAGAGAAACAGGACAAGAUCAAGUUUAACUUUGACAUGACUGCAUCUCCCAGAGCACCCCUGGGAAAGAGUGUGGGACAAAGGAUGAGUGACAUGCCCAGGUCUCCAAUGAGCACCAAUUCCUCAGUACAUACUGGAUCAGACCUUGAGCAGGAUGCAUCAGAGAAAGGAACAAGAAUCCCAUCUAGCCACUACAGUACAGGAGAAGACUCCAUGGAUUGCACAGCAUCGCCAGCAGGUCUGAAGAUCACAGGUAGCCCAAAACCUAUCCCAUCAACACCUCUUAAACAGGAGCGAAUGCAAAAUGCAGCCAGCAUCCUCAACCUAAAUCUUGAUCGCAUAAAGGCAGAAAUGGACCUAAAGGAGCUGAGUGAGGCUGUACAGCAGCAGCAAGGCCCAUCUGUAGUCCUUACCUCCCCAAAGAAACCCACUAGAAGUUUGGAUAAGACCAUAGAGAGCUGCAAGGCCCAACUAGGCAUUGAUGAAAUCACUGAAGAUGUGUACCCUAGUGUGGAUCACAGUGAUUCUGAUGAUUCUGACAAGUCUGAUACAAGCGACAGUGAGUAUGCAAGUGAAGAGGAGCAGGAGCUGAAAAAUGCCACAAAGAAUGAAGACCAUGAGGAAGCUACCUUUAAAAACAAAAAGAGACUCAGACCUACAUCUUCGCAACCACAAAACAAUAAGAACCAGUCAGAAAACAUAACUGAGAAAGUGGCCCCAGAUCCCCCACUCAAAAAGAAAGCUUGUGGUGUUUCAGAGAAGGAACCCCAGGAAAAGCCCAGGACAAACCAGCAGACACAGUCCCAAAAAGAGAGACCUUUGGUUGGUCAUGAGGGCAAGGCUGGAGCUGCGGAUGCAGAUUCAGACUCAGAAAGAGAACUAGUGAUUGACCUUGGUGAGGAGCAGGGAGGAAGAGACAGGAAGAAACCAAAGAGAGAGGCUUCAUCAAUCUCCAACUCUAUAACCAAAGACAACACCGUCAUCAAAACUGAAGGAAAGGCUCCAGCUGCUGCCAGCCCAUCAGUCUCUCCCUCCACAGUACCCUCUGCUUCAUCCUCCAAACCCAGCACAAGAGAUUCAACCCAGCCCGUCUCCAAGCCACCAAACACUACUUCCACCCCACCUCUCACUUCUGCCAGUACCACCGCUGCACCAGCUACUGCUUCUGCAACAAAUUCCUCUACAUCUGCUGUGGUAAAGAAACAACGCCCUCUGCUGCCAAAGGAGACAGCACAGUCUGGCCAGGCAUCUGUGGUUUGGAACCAGAAUGGAAAUAAGAUCCAGACAUCUUCACCGAAGUGGCAUCUGCAAAAGGUUCCGAAGCAGCAACAUGGCUCGCAGUCACAAAGUCCAGCAAAUUCCAACAAUGGCAGCACCCGCUACCAGACUAGGCAGUCUGUUAAAGCUGUCCCCCAAAAGGACACCUUGUCUGCAUCCUCUAGUUCAGUCCUGGCUGUAGACUUCCUCACCCCACCUGCCUCUGCUGAUGUAGCAGCUGACAUUGGCAAGUACACCUCUAAAAUAAUGGAUGCUAUUAAAGGAACGAUGACUGAGAUAUACAGUGAUCUUUCCAAAAGCACAACAGGAAACACUAUUGCUGAGAUACGAAGGUUGAGGAUUGAGAUUGAGAAGCUCCAAUGGCUGCAUCAACAAGAGCUUUCUGAGAUGAAACAUAAUCUGGAACUUACCAUGGCUGAGAUGAGGCAGAGUUUGGAGCAAGAGAGGGAGAGGCUUGUGUCAGAGGUAAAGAAGCAGAUGGAGGUGGAGAAACAGCAGGCUGUAGAUGAAACGAAGAAGAAGCAGUGGUGUGCCAACUGUAAGAAGGAGGCCAUUUUCUACUGCUGUUGGAAUACCAGCUACUGUGAUUAUCCUUGUCAACAAGCCCACUGGCCUGAACAUAUGAAAUCUUGCACGCAGUCAGCCACAGCACCACAGCAAGAGCCAGAAGACGAGGCCUCUGUGGUUCCAGUACCCAAAACCUCAGGACAAUCACCUAAAUCCCAGCAUUCACCUCUAACCAACAAAAGUUCACCAACACCCAAAGCCCCCUCACCCACAGCAGACAACACUAAAUCAAACGCCACCACUUCUGUGUCCUAACCAGAACUAUGAUGUCAUUCCUUUAUGGUCACCACCAUGGAUCCUUUUGGACUGGGGUCUACAAUUUGUGAUUUUCUUCUUCCUCCUCCUCGUCGUCGUCUUCUUCUUCUUCUUCUUCUUCUCAAAGCAAAGACAAAUUAAACUUGCACUCCUCAGAUGCCCAGUUCACUACAUCUGAGGAUGUAAAAUUUUUAAUAUACAUUUCUGAGUCAUUCAUUGUAUUUUUUUUUAAGUCUACAUAAAAUUGAUUUGUACAAAAACUGAAACUUUCAUAUAUAAUAUGUUAAUGUAAUACUGUUUUUUUACACAGAUUUGAGUUUUAUACAGUUCAGAUCAAAUCAAGUUCAGACAAGCUCAGUUUUUUAUGUACUCGCUGCACUUACCAGUGUCUUUAGAGAUGGAUACGUUUUUGUUUUUUUAGAUAAUGGGGUCUGUUAAUCAUGGUGGGAUUUUAUUCAUUCACGUUAUGCUUUGAUUCUCACUACAUCACUCAAGACAUUCUUUGUAGCCAUCUUACUGUGGUCAAGGAUGUAUUUUGUAUUUCACAUCAGGUUUUCAGUUGUUUACAUAUUGUAAAUGAUUAAAAGGAGAUGGCUAUCUGUAAGAAAAAAUAAAAUCAACUCAUUUCUGAACUUAAA